Molecule: messenger RNA, 1463 nt
Organism: Pungitius pungitius (ninespine stickleback)
Lineage: Eukaryota; Metazoa; Chordata; Actinopteri; Perciformes; Gasterosteidae
Gene: gm2a
Product: ganglioside GM2 activator
Exons: 4
Coding region: 85-669 (194 amino acids)
Biological process (GO): lipid transport; ganglioside catabolic process
Cellular component (GO): cytoplasmic side of plasma membrane
Molecular function (GO): enzyme activator activity; lipid carrier activity
Source: RefSeq, a predicted model, not a curated record
UCACGUGGCCGACGUGUUCCCUCGUAAACCCGGAAGUAAAGAACGCGACGGCCGCUCUGCAGCCUGCUGCCUUGACCGCACACGAUGGACAAAGUUCUACUUUUAACUCUCGUUCUGGUGGUUUUUAUAAGUCCGGUAAGGAGCAGCACUUCCGGUCUUAAGGUCUCCACGGCUCAGCUCUUGGGCUUCGAUUGGAAGAACUGUGGAUCUCCAGAUGCUCCAGCUGUUCUGAAGACUCUGAAUUUGUCUCCUGAUCCCGUCUUCAUCCCCGGAGACAUUCAGGCCUCAGCCUCUGGAUCCACAUCUGUGGAGCUCGCUGCUCCACUGGCUGUGAACGUGACCCUGGAGAAGGAGGUGGCGGGUUUCUGGGUCCGGAUCCCCUGUGUUGAGGAGCUGGGCAGCUGUCACUAUGAAGACGCCUGUGACCUUCUGACCCAGCUGGUCCCUCUGGGUCAGGACUGUCCUGAGCCGCUGCGCACCUAUGGCCUGCCCUGCCGCUGCCCCUUCAAGGCUGGUUCGUACUCUCUGCCUCUGUCAGACUUCUCUCUCCCCAUCAUGGAGCUUCCCUCCUGGCUGACCAAUGGGAACUACCGUGUCCGGGGCGUCCUCGGCAUGCAGGACAAAGAGCUGGGCUGCCUCACAGUGUCUCUAUCCCUCCGCUCCUACUGAUUCAAGGUCAGCUGAUCAACCUGAAGAGUGAGGAAGGGAGAGCAGAAGAUGGCCUGAAGCGAUGACCACACAGUGUGUACGUUCCAACAUAUGGCCUUUAAAGGGAGCCAAUGGGAUUUAAUGUUAAAUUGUUCUGUGUUUAAUCAUUUGAACUCUGCUGAACUGCAGAUUAUAUUUUAUCAGUGUUCAUGUCAGAAAUAAAGAACCAUUAUCGUUAAUUGAGAUGAAUAAAAUAAAUGUAGCAGUCAGAUCUGACAAUUUUAAUUCAGCUUUAAUUCACGUUUUGUUUUUCAUCCAUUCUGUUUAAAAAGUUAUUUUUAUUUCUUUGCUUCAUUGAUUGUUUUACCUUAAAGUUUGAAAGAGAUUUGCUGCAUUUAUAAAUUGAUUUCUUUCAAAAUUAAUCCUUUUAAAGUUCAUAUUAUUUGAUCAUGAUUUGAUACGAAUUUUUAUGUCACGUUUUUAUUUUUUACUUUUGUUAUUCCACAAUUGUGCCAACAGUAAGUAAGUAAGUACAUCUACUACUUUAGUACUGUACCACGUUACAGUCUUUCUCUUAAGCACCAUUUUGAUAGUUUAAAACAGUCAAAACAGAACAUGCAAUUAGAACCUCAGAUCCUUUGCCAAAUGAAACACUUGUAAAAACUAUGCACUAAUUGAUCAGAACCAUAUGUUGGUACCAUGUGACACACACAUGUUACAUCUGACUUUAAACACUCCUCAGCCAUCAGAGCCGUGUGAGUGAAGGACUCUGACGAUACGACAGUACAAAACAAAAUAAAACAUCUAAAAUCUAA